Messenger RNA from Drosophila bipectinata, 4363 nucleotides. RefSeq names its product serine/threonine-protein kinase 11-interacting protein. The record is from RefSeq and is a predicted model, not a curated record. NCBI's taxonomy places the organism in Eukaryota, Metazoa, Arthropoda, Insecta, Diptera, Drosophilidae. Gene Ontology annotation, molecular function: protein binding. Gene Ontology annotation, cellular component: cytoplasm.
AUAAAACUGACAAGAAGAAGAAGCAUAACAAAAGUAUUUGUGUUUAUAGGGGAAUAUUCCAAAAUCUUAAUUGACAACUCAAAUCGGAAUUUAUUCGAAUUAUGAUGCAGACUCAUUAGACGCAUGACUAAAUCAGCCAGUGCCAUAAUAUAAGGACUUGGAGCGUGUUGGAGCGACAGAUCGAACAUGGAUCCCCAGAAAAUUACGGAACUGGCCAACCUGCUGCGCCAAAACGGCGACAAAAUAUUGAGCUCUGAAUUUACCUUAACGUUAUCAGGUUCCCUUCUCCGAGCCCUGAACGACUCCUUUACUUUGAUCGCUGACACCGAGGUCUCCCACGACCAAUCCUUUCAAGUGGUCAAGCCCAUCAAUGCCAAGUCCAGCGUGUUUCCUGACCUGCAGCUGCUGCAUGAUUUUGUUCAAAAGACGACGCUGCUGAAGCUGACCCACUUUCCCAGCGAGCUGCACUUUGAGGGUCCCAUUGACAUUGCUAAAUUCCGGGGACUGCGGAGGCUGGAAGUGCACAAGAUCAACAUAAACCAGGUGGUGGGCAUCCAGGCACUUCGUGGUCAGCUGCAGCAUCUUAUUUGUGUUAAGAGCCUGAACUGCGUGGACGACAUUAUUACUCGGUGUGGUGGCGAUAACUCGAACGGGUUCGUCUGGAACGAGCUGCAAUCGGCCGACUUCAGCUACAACAACCUGCGUAGCGUAGACACGGCUCUGGAGUUCGCCCACCACCUCCAGCAUCUGUGCCUCCGACACAACAAACUAACCAGCGUGGCGGCCAUAAAGUGGCUGCCAAACCUAAAAACCCUCGAUCUGAGCUACAAUUGCCUGACGUACCUGCCGCAGCUCCAUGCAGAAGCCGGUAGGCGACUGCUUCUCCUGAACAUCAGCAACAACUUCGUGGAGGAGCUGCUAGACGUUGCUAAACUGGACUCGCUGAACAGCCUGGACCUGUCCGACAACUGCCUGCUGGAGCACUCGCAGUUGCUGCCCCUGAGUGCCAUUAUGACUCUAACCACGCUCUGCCUUCAGGGAAAUCCGUUGGCGUGCAAUCCCAAGCACCGGCAGGCGACGGCGCAGUAUCUGCAUAAGCAGACUUCAACUGUCAAGUUUGUCUUAGACUUCGAACCCUUGUCCAAGGCAGAAAAGGCACUGACGGGCAGUCAAAAGUGGCGCUACAUAGGGCCUCGUAUGCCGAGGAGUAGCUCCGUGUCGAUAAACAGUUCCACUGCCUCCAUCAACACCAGCGAUGGCUCUCAGUUCUCCAGCUUUGGGUCACAGCGGUCAGUGUCGAUCAGAGGCCACGACAAUUCUUCCGAAACUGAGCAGUCGGUAGAAACGGACACAUCCGUGGUCAGCAAGAGCUCAUUUAAAAGCAGGAAUCGCGUCAGGAUUGCGGUCAUAGAUGACACCAGUGAGAUAGCUCAAAGUUCUACUGCGAAGCAGAAGCCAGUGCCAAAGGAGCCGUCUCUUCUCAAGGCCCUGGAAACGGAGGAAUGGCUGGAAGGAGGUAAUGCUGAGGAAUUACUCCGUAUGGCUGCGUCAAAGACCAGUGAAGAGGAAAUCAUUCAGGGCCGGCAGCGAUUCGAGGAGUAUCUUGGCGGUCUUUCCAAAUCCCCACAGGCAGAUCUGGAUGAGGAAGAGCUUCCCAACAUUAGCUCCACUCCGACUAACGCGGCUCUUGGCGCGCACUUCGACAGCACCCUGACUCCUAUAAAACCUGACUCCGGAAACGUGUCGGAUCAAACAUUGUACGAGACCUGCGAAGAGGGUGAUGAGACCGAAUAUAAGAGCAUCAAUGAAAGCGCCAAGUCGAAGGCGGAUCAAGAGCCUGACAAGCACGCACAAUUGCUCAGCCUCUAUGCCAGCAGUCCGGAUGCUGCUCAGGAAGAAACCCCAGUUUCCGAUGCGGAACCGGAUGAGGAGACAUAUAUUGUCUAUAAUGAACAAAACUCAAGUGAAGCAAUGUUCCUUACCAUAUCUUCAAACUUUAUUCGCGAGAAGGACACACUUAGUGAACGAACCAUCACAAAGUGGAGUCUGAAAAUACUGGAAUCCUGUGAACGUGUCAAAUCCAAUACCCUCCGAAUCAUUUUCAACACAAUUCGGCAGGACAAGAAGGAGCGCAUAUAUUGUGUUGAGAGUUCUUUGUGCCAGGAGUUGGAAGGAAAGCUCCGGAAUAUUCUCUCGCAGCGCGAUCUCACAGAAAUGAACAUUGCCGUCUAUCGCUGCGUGAACUGCAUGACUCAGUUUACAGUAGAGCAGAAAAGCAAACGAUACAAAACGGAUGGGUUGCGUUGUCCUGACUGCCGGAGUGUCUAUGUGACAGAGGUGACGGAUUUGUCUGCCUCCAUGGAAAAGCCGAAAGUGGAAAUCCCACCGGAACCAAAAAUUUCGCCAGCCUUGAUUGUGGAAGAAUCACCACCAGUGACAACGCCGAUUUUAGCGUUAAAUAAGGAGGAAAAUAACAGCAUUGUGGCCAACUGCAGGCUAACAACCGCUAAAAACACACCAAAGCAUAGGAGUUUGAUGCAAACCACCAAAAGUUCCGCCAACUCGCUGAAUGACAGCAGUUCCUGCUCCAAAAUUACAAACUCUCGAAGCUCCUUCGACUCCAAUCAGUCGGUCGUCGGCAGCUCGAACACGGAUCGGGAUCUGGAGUUCCGGGCCAAUGAGAGUGAUGUGGACAUCAUCUCCAAUCCGAGCCAGUCUAGCAUCGAAGUGCUGGACCCCAACUAUGUCCAAAGUGGUAGUCGCAAGGCUUCGGAAGAACGGCGUCUAUCCCAACUAUCAGAUCUUGCUUCGUCCGCCGAUGCAGCUCGCCAAACGCAGAUUUUCAUGGAGCGAGAAUCGGAGCAGUUGCUGGCAGAGCGGACACAGCCGGGAACACCAUCUACGGCAGACACAGUGCUUGAAGCAGCACCGGCUAUUGCCCAAGUUCAACUUACAGAGAGCAGCUCGUCGGGGUCGGUGACGGACAGUAUAUGCACCUCCUACGAGCAACAGGGCAAAGAAAAGAUCCCAAACCUGCCAAACUCUCCGCUCACCCAAUCGGGAAGUAGUCAGGCUAGCGCCACUACUCCAAAUGCCAACGGACAGCUCAAGGCAUCCACUGAGGUCGGCUCUCAGCCCUUUUCAUCCGUCUUCCAAUCAACCAAUCUGCUCAUGUCCAGCUCGAAGAAACUCAUCGAGUCGCAGGCCACCGCCUCCGGUGCCCAGCCAUACAAGUUCAACUACAGCAACUUCAGCGACAUCGAUCACCGCCUUAAGCUUUACUUUUACCAGAACAAGUUCAAGCUGGAAGGCGAGCACAUCAAGUGGCUGGCCAAGGGACGGAUCUACAACGAGCAAACCCAGGGUCUCGGGGAAGGACUCUUGGUGAUGUCCACGAAGAAAGUAUACCUGAUGGAGGCAUUUGCAGCCCCCGAGGACGACGUGGCCAAGUGGCUACGACAGACCGUCAGUGUAACCGUAGACCGGUUGGCGGCUGUUGAGGUGUUGCCUUGGAAGUUGGGCCUCUCGUUUACCAUCAGCGGUUGGGGUGGAUUCUCGUUGUUGAUGCUCGACAUGCUGAGGACUGAUAGCUUGCUACUGUACCUUCAAGAUAAUGGUUUGCCUGUCCUAAGCCAGCAAGGUUCCGAGGCACUCAACAACUACCUGCAGACGAUUGAGACCGAGCCCGUAAAAGUAUGCGCUCUACUACCCCGCUGCCAAUGGACUUGUGGCCAGGAGCAACAAAGCUUUGAGCCCUGCCUGCUCCUGACCACAGCGACCCAGCUUUACAUCUCAGGAAAAGGCAAAUUAACUUGGCUAUCGGCGAAGAAACUAGACUCUUCUCCGCCUCCAUUAGAAUUUAACCUCAUCCAGCCUAUGAGCAACUUGGUGGAUGUGGACCAAAUCUCAGACCUGCAAUACGUGAUUAAUUUUAUCGAUGAGACCCAGAACAAGUGUGAGAUCUGGCAACUGCAUUUCGAAACGCAAACCAGCGCCGAAUGCUGCCUCAAUGCGGUGGGACAGGAGUGGGAGCGCCUAUUCGGCGUGCCUUUCUCAUACAUGGGCACGUAGUUCAACGCCCUUUCCUGGGGACCAAUUAGCUUAAGAGGACCGUAUAUUGUGCAAAAGUUUCUAAUUGUUGAUCCCUAUUGAUUAUGUCAUCUAAUAUUCGAUUAGCUUUAUCAUUUGAACCUACCUUAAUACAUUUAAACUUUAGAGUAGGUGUUUAAAGUUUUUGACAAUAUUAAUAUGGUGCUUAUCCACAUUUAUUGUAAAUAUUUAUUGUGUACCGAAAUCAAACUAGUUAAAUAAAUAAUGCAAUAAUAUUAAUAGGCAUAUGUAUUAGUAGUGCCACAGCAGACAA